Juglans microcarpa x Juglans regia is the source of this 1250-nucleotide messenger RNA. RefSeq lists its product as uncharacterized. The transcript is spliced from 3 exons. Bases 170 to 1099 code for a protein of 309 amino acids. The record is from RefSeq and is a predicted model, not a curated record. Lineage: Eukaryota; Viridiplantae; Streptophyta; Magnoliopsida; Fagales; Juglandaceae.
CACCUGUAUAUCUCUUGCACCUUCGUGCUCUGCAUUAUCUGUCAGACUGCCACUUCCUUUGUUGGAUAUAUAACAAAUAAAAAUACAGAAAAUAUAACCCUCAGGCACAAGGUCAUAUUCCCUAUCUUCCUUAAUCCUUCACUGUGUCUCUGUGUCCGCGUGUGUUUUUAUGGCGAUGGCAAUGCACGCGAAGUCAGACUCGGAGGUGACGAGCAUGGACCAGGGUUUGUCACCGCCGCGCUCUCCUCGGAGGCCCGUCUACUUCGUCCAGAGCCCCUCGAACCACGACGUCGAGAAAAUGUCUUACGGUUCGAGCCCCAUGGGCUCCCCCCACCACUACUACCACUGCUCGCCGAUCCACCACUCUCGCGAGUCCUCCACCUCGCGGUUCUCCGCGUCCCUCAAGAACCCCAGAAACCCAUCCGCCUGGAAGAAGAUACAGAAAGAGCCAGAGUCUGACGACGACUGCGACGAUGACGACCACGAAGGUGGAGUCUUCGAGGGUCCGUGCCGCAAAGUGAGGCUGUACUUCUUCUUCGUUUUUCUCUUCCUGCUGCUUUUCACGAUCUUCUCAUUGAUUCUGUGGGGUGCGAGCAAGAGUUACGAGCCUAAAGUAUUCGUUAAGAACCUAGUGUUCGAGAACUUCAACAUACAGGCGGGGAAUGAUCACUCAGGGGUUCCAACAGAUAUGCUGUCGUUGAAUUCGACGGUCAAACUCUUGUACAGAAACCCAGCCACGUUCUUCGGCGUCCAUGUCACGGCCACCCCUUUCGAACUUCACUAUUACCGGCUCCAACUUGCCUCGGGAGAGAUGAAAAAGUUCUAUCAGCCAAGGAAGAGUCAGCGAGCCGCGGUGACAGUGGUUCUAGGGCAUCAAGUGCCACUCUAUGGUGGGAUUUCGGCAAUCCCAAGCGUGAGAGACCACCAUGAGAAAGUAGCCAUUCCUAUGAACUUGACAUUUGUGAUGAGGUCGAGGGCCUACAUUCUGGGUAGACUAGUAAAGUCUAAGUUUUAUACAAGAGUCCGAUGCUCUGUAACUCUUAGAGGCAGUAAACUGGGCAAACCCCAUAAUUUGACACAUUCAUGUGUCUAUCAUUGAAUGGCCUACACCGUCUUGUCUUAGCAAUUUAUAUGAAUUGUCUCAGUGAGUAAUUACUUCUCAAUUUUCAGCCUGUAGAUGAUUUUUGUCAUUCUUAUUCGUAAAAAUUUGAUGUACUAAGUAUAUUUCAAUCUAGGCCUCAGUUUUUUGG